This is a messenger RNA of Ricinus communis (castor bean), 3913 nucleotides long. Its product is annotated as protein NETWORKED 2D. The coding region runs from base 592 to 3780 and encodes 1062 amino acids. Gene Ontology annotation, molecular function: actin binding. The record is from RefSeq and is a predicted model, not a curated record. Lineage: Eukaryota; Viridiplantae; Streptophyta; Magnoliopsida; Malpighiales; Euphorbiaceae. The transcript has 2 exons.
GGGGGGGUGUGUUCAACCUGUUUUUCUUUACUCACUUCUAUAUAGAGGGUAACCACCUUCCAUUUGGUGGAUACUUAAAAUUUUUCCAAUUCUCACAAAUAAAACAACCAAUAGUACACUCUUAAUUAGCAUAUUUUUUAGUGGGUUGUUUUGUUUUAUUGUUUUUCUUUUUUAAGAGAAAAGAAAACUAUUAAAUAUCUGUUUUUGAAAAGGGAAGGUUUAGAAGUAAAUGUAGGCGAAAAUGGCUCCCCUCCAUGACCCCAUAAUUAGGAUGUCUUAAAAACGUACACUAACAUACAUUUUCACAUUUCUUUUGUUUGUUACACGUUUCUUGCCAAUGUCUUUAUUAUGUUUCUUUCAUUUUGAAAGCUUUCCUUUUAUUUUCAUUUCUUGAUUUCUUUUAUUUAUUUACUCAGAAGCCAAGAUCUUCCCAGAACAAAGGGUAUUGGGUUCCAUGUCUUGUAUCCCUCUUGUUAAAGAGAGAGAACAUAACAACAGAACAGAGGGUCGCAUGUAUAUGUGUUUUGGUGCUUGUUUUUCUGAUAUAGAGAGAUAAGAAGGGAAAUAUCAAAGAAAGAAAGAUAAAAAAAGAUGUUGCAGAGAGCUGCAAGCAAUGCUUAUUCAUGGUGGUGGGCUAGCCACAUCAGAACUAAGCAAUCUAAAUGGAUGGAGCAGAACCUUCAAGAUAUGGAAGAGAAGGUACAAACUGUCCUCAAACUUAUCGAAGAGGAUGGAGACUCCUUCGCCAGGAGAGCCGAAAUGUACUACAAGAAAAGGCCAGAGCUGAUACAUUUCGUGGAAGAAUCUUACCGAGCAUACAGGGCCUUAGCUGAACGGUACGACCACAUAUCGACAGAGCUACAAAAUGCCAACAACACUAUUGCUUCCGUUUUCCCAGAACAAGUACAGUUCGCCAUGGAAGAUGAUGAAGAUGAAGCCUCACCUAGGUUCCCAAAGAAGGCUCCAGAAGUCGCGAAAGCAAAUGUCCCGAAAGUCCCAAAGAUUCCGAAAGAGUUGAAGAACAUCUUCACUUCGGAUAAGACAAAAUUACAGUCCAAGAAAUCAAUGAAGAAAACAAAUCAGCAUGCAGUUUCUAAGUCUGGUUUGAGGAAAUCUGAGGGACUUCAGGAGAUUGACAGGCUUCAGAAACAAAUUCUUGCUCUACAAACCGAGAAAGAGUUUGUGAAGAGUUCUUAUGAAAAUGGGCUAGCAAAGUAUUGGGAAAUUGAACAAACGAUCACGGAAAUGCAGGAGAAGGUUUCCAAUUUGCAAGAUGAAUUUGGUGCAGGCAGAGUCAUUGAAGAUGAUGAGGCUCGGACAUUGAUGGCAUCAGCAGCCUUAAAAUCAUGCCAGGAUACACUGGCUCAGUUGCAGGAGAAACAAGAGAAAUCAGCAGAAGAAGCAAUGAUUGAGAACAAAAGGAUCAAUAACGCUCGGGAGAAGUUGAGGUCUCUCAAGGACGCCUUCGUCCAUGGUGAGGUGAAUCAGGAAAAUCCCCAAGCGAAAGAUAAAUCUAUAAACCCAGUUGAAGAGAUGAAAAGCUCAGACCAAAAACCAAGUGGAGUCACACAUGAGAGACAGGAUUUGGAGCUGUUACGUGUGAAAAUUAGCGAACAUUUUGAGGUUGGAUCAAAUGCAUCUCUCAGUGUGUCAGAACUUGCAGAGAAGAUUGAUGAGCUUGUGAAUAAGGUGAUUAGCUUAGAAGCUUCAGUUUCAUCACAGACAGCCCUUAUACAGAGAUUGAGAACGGAGACAGAUGAGCUUCAAGCACAAAUUGGUAUUUUGGAAAAUGAUAAGGCAACACUGAUCCAUGGCAAAAAUGACUUGAGAGUCAAGCUGAGGGAAAUGGAGGAGAAGUUGUCUGGACUUCAAGAACUAAACAGAAGCGUUGAAGAUCAGAAUAAUAAUCUUCAAACCAAUUUUACAGAAGCACAUUGUAAUCUUGACCACCUCUCUGAGAAACUACAUAAUGUUAAGCCAGAUGAGGAGCUUCAGGCUACACUACAAACAGAGUGGGGAUCGGUAGUUGCAAAUGAAUCACACGAGGAGGUCAAUGGACGAGAAGGUUUACACAAUACUAAAGAUGGAAAUCACAAAUCCCCGGAGUUGAGCUCACAGGAGCAACUCAGAGGGCAAGAAGGUGCAUUAAAACCUGAUGAGAGUCCUAAUGAACCAGAGAAUGUGAAGCUGCAUGAGGAGCUCAAGGUUUCAGACUCUCCGCAGAAAGAAAAUGAAUAUAUUGCUGAAGUCAAUGAGACAGAGUUGAAAGUAAAAGGAGAACUCAAUUCUGAAGACGGGAUCCACAGAUCACCGGAAAUGAACUCACAGGUGGAGCUCAGAGGACAAGAAAGUGCAUUAAAACCUGAUGACAGUCCUAAUGAGCCACAGAACGCAAACCUGCAUAAGGAGCUCAAGGUUGCAGACGCUCCGCAGAAGGAAAAGCCACAUGAGCAGAUUGAAGUUUCUGAUUCUUCACAGAAAGAAAAGGCUACAUGUGACAGAAAAGAAGAGGAAGUGAUAAAAAAAGAAGAUCUUAGCACUUCCAACAGAAAUCAGGGAGAUAAUGUGAGUCUACUGCAGACUGAUAAUCCUCUGGUACAAUCUCAUGACAUAAGAAUGGAGGAAGAAGCUGAUAAGCAAGCUUCACCCAUUACUUCGGAUGGUCUCUUUCCUGAUGAAACAGAGGUGCAGGCUACAAAGCAAGAUGAUGAGCCAGACUGGAAGCAUUUGUUCACAAAUGGUAUGGGAAAUAGAGAGAAGUUUCUACUGACCGAGUAUACUACUGCUCUUCGGAACUUUAAGGAUGUUAAGAAGAAGCUUGGUGAAGCAGAAAUGAAUAACGCGGAUGGCCAUAAAAAAGGGGAUGACCUCUUUGAUAUAACGCUGCAGUUAAGAGAGCUGAAGAGUGCCAAUGCAAAGAAGGAUGAACAGAUUAAACUCUUACGACAGAAGCUGAGCCUUCUCCAAACAAGCUUGGGUGAAGACCAUGAAUCUGAGAAAUCAACCUUGACAGAAUCCUCAAAAAUAGAAAGUAUGAUUCUGAUGGACCAGUCAGAAAUGUCAAAGAUGGAAGAAAAAUUCCGAUCGAACAUCGAUGAAGUGUUAGAAGAGAACUUAGAUUUCUGGUUAAGGUUCAGCAGUACAUUCCAUCAGAUACAGAAAUUUGAAACUGAAAUCAAAGAUUUACAAUCUGAAUUGGUGAAACUUGAGGAAAAGAAAAAGAAGCAAGAUGGUAGUACUAAUCAAAAGUUUUCUCUGAAAUCCGAUGCAAAGCCGCUGUACAAGCAUCUCAGAGAGAUACAUACAGAGUUAGCGGUAUGGUUAGAGAAAAGUGCGCUGCUGAAAGAUGAAUUGAAGAGCAGAUUCUCAUCUUUGUGUGACAUUCAAGAAGAGAUAACAUCUGCUUUAAAGGAGAGUGCUGAGGAUGAUGACUUCACAUUUACAAGCUACCAAGCUGCAAAGUUCCAAGGCGAGAUUCUGAACAUGAAACAAGAGAAUAACAAGGUUGCAGAUGAAUUGCAGGCUGGCUUGGAUCAUGUGACAACGCUCCAGCUAGAAGUUGAAAAAACUCUUGCCAAGUUGAAUGAUGAAUUCAAGCUUUCUGGAUCAAAGAACCAAAGCAAUAUCCAACUGCAACAUUCAGACAGCCGGUCUCGAGUUCCUUUACGGUCCUUUAUCUUUGGUAUCAAACCAAAAAGGCAGAGGCAUUCGAUAUUCUCCUGUGUCCACCCGGUACUGCAAAGGAAGUACAAUGGUUUUAAAUCAGGAGUUAAUGUAUAAAUUAAUUCAGUGUUGAGUCACUGCAUUUGUGUUUUCUUUCUCCUUUUUUUUCUUUUUCAUUUAUUUAUUGUUGAAUUUUUUUUCUCUUAUUGUAAUUUUUAAGAAGCUGAAGCUUCGUGUUGAUUUUUUGACA